UGUUCUGGGGAGACUUGGCUUCGUGUGGCUUGGCAAUCCUACUUGACCCCCCAUGCUGUCAGAGGUUGAGGUGCUCUUUCGUUCCUCCACCCACUCCUCUUGGCGACCCAGGACCAUCGCUACCGCCAUCACAGCACCAUUAACAGCACUACAGUCUUCAGCUCCAUCAAGAAGGACACUUCAUCAUGUCUUACAACGGAAUCGGUCUCAGCACUGCCCGUGGAUCUGGCACCAACGGAUAUAUUGUGCGCAAUCUUGGUCAUUUGAGACACAGAAGGAACGACUUUCAGCAGGUGGAUCCUUACGACGAUGAACCCAAGAUCCGAAAGCCCAACGCAGACCUUGUCUUGCACGAGCAAAAGAGGUCGAUCGAGGUCAAGUGUGCAACCUUGCAGGAUGAACUCGAGGACGAAGGAGUGAAGGAGGAGGAAAUCGACCGGCAAGUGAGUGCACUGAGAGAGCGACUGACGCAGCUUCUGGAAAAGGCUACCACGGCCGCUGCACUCGCAGCCACGAAGGCCGCCGAGAGAGAGGCUGCCCAAAAGGCAGCUGCAGAGGCAAGAGCUGCAGAGAGGAUCGCCGAGAGGACUGAAAGGGAAGCAUCCAGACCAGGACCAGGAUCAGGAAAGGAUAAGGGCUCGAGACGAGGACGAUCUAGAUCCCGAUCUCGUUCGCGGACACCGGUUUCGAAGCGAAGGCGGUAUUCGCGCUCGAGCAGCCGUUCUCGCUCGUCCUCUCGAUCGGUUUCACGGGCUCGUUCUCCCUCCAGCUCACGCUCACGCUCUCCAUCCCGUUCUCGUCCUCGUGCUCGUUCUAUUUCACGGUCGGUUUCUCGUUCACCUUCACCUUCACGUUCGCGAUCGCCGUCCGUUUCAAAGCCAUCGAGAAAACGCAGAGGGCAUUCGAGCUCGAGGUCUCGUUCGCGCUCGCCCGUGAAGAGCCGUCGCCCCCAAAAGGAUAAGGAUUAUCGUCCAAGAGCUAAAUCGGCCUCUCGCUCACCUUCGCGAUCGCGCUCGAGAUCGAGGUCGAAAUCUGGAUCUGAGACACCGGCGUCGCGUCGGUCUAGGUCGAAGUCGUAUUCUCGCUCACCUUCCAGGUCCCGCUCGCCUUGAGGGAUUGCAGGAUGUAGGAUAUUGAUUGCGCUGCAGAUC
Messenger RNA from Gamsiella multidivaricata, 1151 nucleotides. RefSeq lists its product as uncharacterized. The record is from RefSeq and is a predicted model, not a curated record. The transcript has 2 exons. NCBI's taxonomy places the organism in Eukaryota, Fungi, Mortierellomycota, Mortierellomycetes, Mortierellales, Mortierellaceae. The coding region runs from base 186 to 1112 and encodes 308 amino acids.